Messenger RNA from Ricinus communis (castor bean), 1512 nucleotides. Its product is annotated as NAC domain-containing protein 62. The coding region runs from base 389 to 1159 and encodes 256 amino acids. Lineage: Eukaryota; Viridiplantae; Streptophyta; Magnoliopsida; Malpighiales; Euphorbiaceae. The transcript has 5 exons. The record is from RefSeq and is a predicted model, not a curated record. Gene Ontology annotation, molecular function: DNA binding. Gene Ontology annotation, biological process: regulation of DNA-templated transcription.
AGAAAUCAUUUUCUUUUUUUCUUUUUUUGUUGGUGGAUACUAGAAAUCAUUUUGCUUUCCACUGUCAGCUUCUCGUCGAAGCAGAGGCCUAAGUAUCGCUACCUUCACUUUGAAACUGACUUGCUUGGACUAUUGUUUCUGGCUCUGCAUAUAAAUAUACAUGCAUAGACAUGCUUCUCUUUGUUCAGUGGCUUUUGAUUGUCUUCUUCUCUAGUUUACCAGGCCUCUUUCUUUAAAGCAAUUUUCAGUGUUUAUUACAAAGAGAAAAACAUUUCUUUUCCCCACUUAGGAGGCUAGCUUCUGAUUCCUAUUUUAGGAAGAGGAAUGAAAUUUAUGCUUCCUGUCAAAUUCAUCCUUAUCGUACAGUGACUGUAAAAGGUUGACAAGCAUGACACCACCUGAUGGAGGAAUAUUACAUCGUCCAACUGACAAGGAGUUGGCAUACAUUUUGCUGUGGAAGACUUUUCUUGGCUAUGAUGACCCAAGAGUCCCAGUGCUGAAUCUGUAUGAUUAUGAGCCCUGGGAAUUACCUCAGCACGGGGUGAAAACGGAUGACCGAGAAUGGUGCAUCAUAUGUCCGCGACAGGGAGAACGGGGAAACAGGUUAACAGAAGAAGGAUAUUGGAAAGUCACUGGUAACGAACACAAAAUUAAGGAUGGACAGGAAGAGAUUGGUACAAAAAGAAUCUUGAUUUUCUAUCGAGGUCGUACUCCCAAUGGGAAACUGACCGGGUGGAAGAUGCACCAAUAUAGUGCAGCUCUUAAUAUGUUUUCCCCAAACCAACAGGGGAUUUUUGUUCUCUGUAAGAUAAUCGACAAAUCGAAUGGAAGUGAAGGUAACAUGCCAAACUAUUAUGAGGAUGAACUGAGUAGCAGUAUGACAGUUUCUGGUGCGUAUCAGAUCCCUACCUAUUCAAGCUUUGAGUAUGGUGGAAUAAGUCAGUCUAUGAAUUCUGAGAAUAAAGCAAGAGAUGCUGCAACUCUACAACAGGUUGAUGCUGAACUAGAGCCAUAUCUGGAAACAUCCAAUGGCUGGGGUGAGCAGAAUCCUAGCUUUCAUUCUGCAUCAGAAUGGGAAAUGCAAGCAGAGCAACGCCUCUAUAAUGUUUUUAUUGGCGAUUUUCAGUUCUUAUCCGAGCCGGAAACAGAUCAGUGGUAGCUUAAAAAUAGAAGGGGCAGAUAUUCUGCAUCAAAAACUAUAGUCUGGGUCCUUGUGUUUUACGCUGCUCAGUCCAUUGACCUUUAAGUUCCUUCGACAGGAAUGAAUUUAAAAGGUCACCUGGGACUAAGCUGAGUUCAAGCACAUCAAUAAUAAGAUAGAGAGUGUGUUGUCAGUAUAAAAAUAGAGUGUCUCUGUGUGUGUGUAUGAUGCAUGUUUUAUGGUUUUCUGCUGUUCUUGUUGCUAUGUAAGACUGUAAAAGUGUGUGAUGCUAUCAGUAGUUUGCUCACACAAGCUUCCUUCAUGUGCCAAUGAAUCCUGUGUUAAGAAUGUGAUGAAAUGACAUUUCUUUA